UAGGCUGGGAGUGAUGUCACCUGCGAGCUUGUAACAUACUAACCACUACGGGGGAAACUCUUUAAACGGAUCCCAUUGUAUUCCGAGCUGCCUUUCGCAGCGUUCGGAGGCUGUUCAGGGCUUAGUCGUUCAAGAAGUAUAAAGAAUUUCGACCAUGACCCCAAGGAAAAGAAGUGGACGGAUUUCCUUCGUCUUUUGUUGUUUCCAAAGUAAUGAUCCCCCUGAGAUCACGUAUCGAUUACGCAAUGACAGCAAUUUUGCGCUUCAGACGAUGGAACCUGCAUUUCCCAUGCCCCCUGUGGAAGAAUUGGAUGUUAUGUUCAGUGAGCUUGUGGAUGAACUUGACCUCACAGACAAACACAGAGAAGCCAUGUUUGCACUUCCAGCAGAGAAGAAAUGGCAAAUAUAUUGCAGCAAGAAAAAGGAUCAGGAAGAAAACAAGGGAGCUACAAGUUGGCCUGAGUUCUAUAUUGAUCAGCUAAACUCUAUGGCUGCUAGAAAAUCCUUGCUAAUUUUAGAAAAAGAAGAGGAAGAAGAAAGAAGUAAAACAAUAGAAAGUUUGAAGACUGCACUGAGGACAAAACCUAUGAGGUUUGUAACCAGAUUUAUUGAUUUAGAUGGCUUAUCAUGUAUUCUGAACUUUCUAAAAACCAUGGACUAUGAGACAUCAGAGUCUCAAAUACAUACCUCACUUAUUGGAUGUAUAAAAGCGCUAAUGAAUAACUCUCAAGGCCGGGCUCAUGUUAUGGCCCAUUCAGAGAGUAUUAAUGUAAUUGCUCAGAGUCUGAGCACUGAGAACAUUAAGACAAAGGUGGCAGUGCUGGAAAUCAUGGGCGCUGUGUGCCUGGUUCCCGGAGGUCACAAAAAAGUUCUGCAGGCCAUGCUACAUUACCAGAAGUAUGCCAGUGAAAGAACUCGUUUUCAGACGCUAAUUAAUGACUUGGAUAAAAGCACAGGCCGAUACCGGGAUGAAGUGAACCUCAAGACAGCCAUCAUGUCCUUCAUUAAUGCAGUACUAAGCCAAGGGGCUGGAGUGGAAAGUUUGGACUUUAGACUUCAUCUUCGAUAUGAAUUUUUGAUGUUAGGAAUUCAGCCUGUAAUAGAUAAAUUAAGGGAACAUGAAAACUUGACACUAGACAGGCACUUAGAUUUUUUUGAAAUGCUCAGAAAUGAAGAUGAGCUGGAAUUUGCCAAAAGAUUUGAAUUGGUUCACAUAGACACAAAAAGUGCAACACAAAUGUUUGAGCUGACAAGGAAGAGGUUGACUCACAGUGAAGCUUACCCUCACUUCAUGUCUAUCCUGUACCACUGUCUCCAGAUGCCUUACAAGAGAAGUGGAAACACAGUCCAGUAUUGGCUGCUACUAGAUAGAAUUGUACAACAGAUUGUUAUACAGAAUGACAAAGGGCAGGACCCCAAUUCUACUCCUCUAGAAAAUUUUAAUGUCAAAAAUGUUGUACGAAUGUUGGUUAAUGAAAAUGAAGUUAAACAGUGGAAGGAACAAGCAGAAAGGAUGAGAAAAGAACAUAGUGAUCUGCAGCAGAAAUUGGAAAAGAAAGAAAGAGAGUGUGAUGCCAAGACUCAAGAGAAAGAAGAGAUGAUGCAGACCUUAAAUAAAAUGAAAGAAAAGCUUGAAAAAGAGUCCUCUGAACAUAAGCAAGUCAAGCAACAGGUGGCUGACCUCACAGCACAGCUCCAAGAACUCAGCAGGAGGGCCGUUUGUGCAUCAGUUCCAGGUGGCCCUUCACCCGGAGCGCCAGGCAGUCCCUUUCCUUCCCCUAUUCCGGGAUCUCUUCCUCCCCCUCCACCCCCUCCCUGCCAGGGAGGCCAUCUUCCAACAGCACCUCCUCCACCUCCUCCAGGUGGUCCUCCUCCCCCACCAGGACCUCCUCCUUUAGGAGGAAUAAUGCCACCUCCAGGCGCUCCUCUUGGUCUGACCCUCAAGAAGAAAAACAUUCCCCAGCCCACAAAUGCCCUGAAAUCCUUCAACUGGUCAAAGCUCCCUGAGAACAAACUAGAAGGAACCAUAUGGACCGAAAUUGAUGAUUUGAAAGUGUUUAAAAACCUCGAUCUGGAAGACCUAGAAAGGACUUUCUCAGCUUAUCAGAGACAGCAGGAUUUCUUUAUCAACAGUAACUCCAAGCAGAAAGAAACAGAUGCCAUUGAUGACACAUUGAGUUCCAGACACAAAGUGAAAGAACUUUCAGUGAUUGAUGGCCGGAGGGCCCAGAACUGCAACAUUCUGCUCUCAAGGUUGAAAUUAUCCAAUGAUGAAAUCAAACGGGCAAUUUUAACCAUGGAUGAGCAGGAAGACCUGCCAAAGGACAUGUUGGAACAACUCCUGAAAUUUGUUCCUGAAAAAAGUGAUAUUGACCUGCUGGAGGAGCACAAACAUGAGCUGGAUCGGAUGGCAAAAGCUGAUAGGUUCCUUUUUGAGAUGAGCCGAAUAAACCAUUAUCAGCAAAGGUUGCAAUCCUUAUACUUCAAAAAGAAGUUUGCAGAGCGCGUGGCUGAAGUUAAACCCAAAGUUGAAGCGAUUCGAGUAGGUUCAGAGGAGGUGCUGAAAAGCACUGCCUUGCGGCAACUGUUAGAAGUAGUCCUGGCUUUUGGAAAUUACAUGAAUAAAGGGCAGAGAGGCAACGCGUAUGGAUUCAAGCUCUCCAGCCUUAAUAAGAUCGCCGACACAAAAUCUAGCAUCGACAAGAACAUUACCCUUUUGCACUAUCUCAUAACCACUGUGGAAAAGAAAUACCCCACGGUACUGCAGCUGAACGAGGAAUUACGUGAUAUUCCUCACGCAGCAAAAGUGAACAUGACUGAGCUGGACAAAGAAAUAAAUACCCUGAGGAGUGGUUUGAAAGCUGUGGAGGCAGAAUUGGAAUACCAGAAAUCUCAGGUGUCUCAGCCUGGAGACAAGUUCGUCUCUGUUGUCAGCCAGUUCAUCGCAGUAGCCAGCUUCAGCUUUUCUGAUGUUGAAGACCUUCUAAAUGAAGCUAAAGAACUGUUUACGAAGGCAGUGAAGCACUUUGGGGAAGAAGCAGGCAAAAUACAGCCAGAUGAGUUCUUCGGAAUCUUCGACCAGUUCCUUCAAGCUGUCUCCGAAGCCAAACAAGAGAAUGAAAAUAUGAGGAAAAGAAAGGAGGAAGAAGAGCGUCGAGCUCGUAUGGAAGCACAGCUCAAAGAACAGCGUGAAAAAGAACGCAAGGCAAGGAAGACAAAAGAGAACUGUGAAGAAGGAGGAGAGUUUGACGACCUUGUUUCAGCUCUACGCUCAGGCGAAGUUUUUGACAAAGACCUUUCUAAAUUAAAACGGAAUCGCAAGCGCAUUACCAACCAGGUGACAGACAGCAGCCGGGAGAGACCAGUCACAAAACUCAAUUUCUAAAUUUUCCUUUUACAUUUUUUGGAAAGCUCAUUAAGCAGUCUUUUGAAGUGGCUAGAACUUUUCAUUACACUGCCUUGCAAUCCAAACGGUGGCUGUCCUUUUUUUCCCAUCUGUGAAUGAAAGUGUAUGUAUGUAUGUUUGUAUGUAUGUAUGUAUGUAUGUAUAAAAUGUACAAAGAGGUCUUUUGUGGGAGUGACUGGAGACAAGUAUGUUUGUGUUCUGUGUACUACAAGUACACGUAUGUACAUUCACGUUGAGUAUGACUUUAUUUUUCUUUGCUUAAUGCUGGUGACUGUUCAGAAGCACAACAUUGUCUACUGAGAAAAACAACAGAGACAUUCCUUAUAGUUUAAAAAAAAAGGAGAACGAAAAAAGUGUUAAGAAUCAUUUUAUAGUUUCCACACUUGAUAUACUUUGAAACUCUUCAUGCUAGUAUAACUAGUGCUGAAGAAUCUAGAUUUCAAAUGGGUUUUGACUUUUGAUAAUUUGAUGUUGGUACAUCCUCCGAAGUGACUGCGAGGACCAGUCUUGUGUAUCCAAAGUCAGUGUGAGGAUACAGUCUGUUUACUAGGAAUACCUAGGGGAUAAUGUUUGUUAGGAAUGCCUUGCACACAAACUGAAUCAUGUAGACCAUCAAGUGGAAAACUUUUUUUUUUUAAAAUAUUCAAAACUUGAACAUCAUCUGUGCCCCUGCUCUGGUUCCUUUGAGUUCUACAACGUGAUGAUUCCUUUAAAUUGCUUUUGAAAACAAUUCAGUUUCUCUAACUUGCAACCUAUGCUCUUGUUGAAGAAUGAGGUCACCAGAACGUGCUUAUCGCUACAACAACACAAAAAUGCAUUUAAACUUUUCCCCCCCCAAACAAAAAUUUUCUACCCAAGACCAGAAAAGAGGAAUUCUCUGAAGGGAACAGAGAUCCUAAAGUUGUUUUGUUGUGUAUUCCAUGUUGUAUUCAAUGGGACGAACUGCAUCCUCCGUAAAUGUAGGUCAAAACUAAAGGCCGUGUUUAACCAAUGCACAAAAUGUCAACAUUGCUAAUUGAGAUGCCAAGACCUAUUUGUCUCUGUGUACGUUUGAAGUGGUUUGCUAUUUAUAUAUUGUCAUUUUGAAUUUUUUGUAAGUAAAGCUACCUGUAAAAUUUCAGUCCAAAAAAAAAGUAAACCUCUCAGGGAGAAAUUAAUAAAAAACAAAGAAAAUUGGAAAAUAAAAAAAAAAUGGAUGCUCACCAUUAAUGUAGCAACCCUUAAUAUCCUUAAGUUAUACAUUAUAUGAGGAGGACUGUUACUACUUUUUGUUUUAUUUAUUUGUCUGGGGGGCAGUGGUUAAAUUUUUUUUUGUUUUUCCAUCAGUACUGCUAUGGUUGGUUUUCCUGUGGAAAGAGUAGUUUGUCCUGUUGCACUAAAUUUUCUUGGGCCCUAAAAUGAGUAUAUCAUGUAAAGGGGAUUCCUAGUGGGGACAGGAUGCCAUUUUCUCACAUGUACUGUAUAACAAACAUGCUGUUUAAAAAUAAUUUGCAUAAACUAUGAUUCUUAGCACAGACAGUGAGGUGUCUGUGCUGUGUGAAAGCUGUGAAAUUUUGUUCUGAGAGUUAUCAAGAGCUGUGGUUUAUACAUGUUUUCCUUAUUGCAACUUAGCAAUUUUCUACGCACUGUAAGUAAAACUCUGACUAGGGGAUAAAGCAGUAAUAAAUACCAAGCAAAGACUGAGCAUACCCACACGCUUAGUUUCCAAGUAUUUGCAAACAUGCUGAUUUAAAGGUGCAGCUCAAAGACUUUGCUUAAAAAUUAAGGGGUAAGAGGGGGUGGGGUGGGGAGGGCAUGCAUAUUGAGAUAAUUUUGGUUUUUUCUUUAACUAAAGUGCCUCUAUUUAUAUUUUUAUUUAUGACAGAAGCAAUUUGGUCUGAUUGGAUUGAGGAAACUGGCAUUUUAAAAUGGCCUGUGCAUGAAUUAAUGGCAUAAAGAAUAGACAAGUGUAGAUAGAAUCAAAUUGGGGGCCGUAAACAAUCUCGAAAGGAGCAGGUUUGCCAGUGCUUUGUUCCUCUUACCAUUCAGAUCGUUCUCACUUUAGGGUGACCACCUUGUUGGGCUGAAUUUGCCAUUUCUCUUAUGGUUUCUUCCCCAGAAGUCUGUGUGCAGGUAAUUUCUUGUGCCAUUGUAGAAAGGCUCCUUUUAGAUUGGUGCUGGUGUAAGUAGCCACUUUUCUCUCAAGUAUGUACUUUAAAGAUUUUUUUUUAUUAAUGCCAAAAAAGGAAGAACGUAAUUUGUAAACUUAAGUAUAUGUCAUGGUGUGUGUGUUAAAGAUUUUUUAAUUAAUGCCAAAAAAGAAGAGUGUAAUAAUUUGUAAACUGAAAUAUGUGUCAUUAGCCUUCUGAGCUUAGUAAUUGGAACAAUUUAGUCAUUAGGUACAAGGCUGUUUUUAGUGUAGCAAGCAAAAAACAUGAUGGAUAUGUUAUGAGAUUGUACAUUUUUUUUUAAAUGGCAAAAUGCAAUAAAGAAAUGACUCCCAUUGGUUAUACAUA
Molecule: messenger RNA, 5901 nt
Organism: Phascolarctos cinereus (koala)
Lineage: Eukaryota; Metazoa; Chordata; Mammalia; Diprotodontia; Phascolarctidae
Source: RefSeq, a predicted model, not a curated record